Messenger RNA from Purpureocillium takamizusanense, 2162 nucleotides. RefSeq lists its product as uncharacterized. The transcript is spliced from 3 exons. The record is from RefSeq and is a predicted model, not a curated record. Bases 263 to 1900 code for a protein of 545 amino acids. NCBI's taxonomy places the organism in Eukaryota, Fungi, Ascomycota, Sordariomycetes, Hypocreales, Ophiocordycipitaceae.
CGACUGACCUCAUCCGCUUCCAAAACACCACGCGCACGCCCAUCACCUCCACUCCAACCAAACCCCCAGUACACGCCCGCUUAUCUGCAGCUCCGCGCCUGCUUUGGCGUUCUUCUGCAUGGGUGUCCUAUAGCUUCGACGCAGCAGGUUGCUUCCGCUGCAAUCAUGCUGAUCCAGCCUCAGCGGAGCUGCGACGACGGACGAGACCUUGCCACGCCUUGACGACACGACCACGACGACAGACAUACAAACUUUGCACAGCAUGCACACUCCCGAGAAACGACGCGGCGGGAGCCAUGUCCUGCGCACCGGCCCGUCGCACGCUUCUGUGAGACACAGCACCGGCGGCAGCAGCACCAACAGCACGAGCAGCGGCAGCGGCAACCUGCCGGCCCUGCCGCCACGAGCGGCAAUGGUCAACAACAACGUUGCCACGGCCGACGAUGCGCAGGAAGUGCCCAAUAACGGAGGCGGGCUCCCCGGAGCCAACAGCGGCUCCGGAGGUGGUGCAGCUCUGGUCGACCGCCGCGACAAGGACAGGGACACCAAGGACAAAGACGGCGGCCGCCCCAACUCGAGCACCGGGCACUACGGCGGUCGGGGGGCCGACAAGCACGCGCGCGAGGCGGCGAGCCUCCUCCGCGAGCAGCUGCGGGAGCGCGACGAGCGCAUCGCGGCGCUCGAGGCGGAGAUGGCGCUCAUGGAGAGCGAGUUCCACCGCGAGCUGGACAAGCUGUCGCAAAACGAGAGCGAGACGGCGACGUUCUGGCAGGCCAAGCACAGCGCGCUGAACCAGCAGUUCCUACGGACCGACACGGAGCUGCGGCUGCUGCGCGCCGAGGUGGACGUGCGCGAGGCGGAGCGCGCGGAGCUGCGACAGGGCUGGGAGGUGCUACGCCGCGAGCUGCGGGAGCGCGACGACGAAGUGCGCGGCCUGCGCGGCCAGGUGCGCGGCCUCAAGGAGUUUGUGAGCACGAGCACCCGCACCGGGUCGCAGACGAGCGAUGAGGUCUUUGGCGACGGCAUGGCGCGCCUCGGCAACGGGCUGCAGAACUGGGUCAUAAUGCACUUUCGCAAGGCCAAGCUGGACUUGACCAGGGUGGACGAGGCGACGCUGGCCGAGCUGAGCGAGCUGGUGCCCAUGUACGAGGACCUGGUGCUCGCCUCCAAGGUUCACCUCCUGCAGUCCCUCGUGUCGAGGAUCCUCGUCGACAUGGUCUUCGAUGCCUACUUUGUGGGGCUAUCGACGGAGCAGACGCGGCACUUUCGCCAGAUGGAGGACUUGCUCUGCUCGUUUUCCGCCUCCGACGAGGCCGUCAACCACUGGCGCUCGUCCACGCUCGCCCUGCUCCGCCGCGAGGCGCCCCAGAUGCUGCACGAUGAGACGAGCCGCUUCGUCGAGGCCGUCAUCGCCCGCGUGAACCGCCUGCUGGACGCCAUCGCCCCCGGUAGUCCUGCGACGGAAACGUCCAACCCGUCUUCUUCUUCCUCCUCCUCCGCUACCAAUGUCACCAACAGCUCACCACCCACAUCCGGCGCCGCCGGCCACAGCAGUAGUAGUAGUAAUAACAGCAGCAGCAAGCCGCCAUCGUCGUCCUCGGCCCGCGACUCGGCCCUCCGCGUGCUCGUCAACAACUCGGUCGAGCUCGCGCGGCUGCUCGUGGUGCAAAAGGCGGUGCUGCGCGUACACAUGCCCGUGGUGCUGCCGCACCAGCGCGUCCUGUUCGAGCCCGAGACCAUGGAGGACGUGGGCGGCGAGGACGAGGACGCGCUCGCCCGCAGGGAGAUUUGGUGCGUCGUCUUCCCCGGCGUCAUCAAGCACGGCGACGAGAACGGCGGGCAGAUGCAGUUCCGCAACGUCAUUGCCAAGGCGAGGGUGCUGUGCAGCCCUGAGGAAUGAAGAGCCGGGACGAGUGGUAUCGGCAAGUCCAAACGUGGGUUUUCCGGGCCGAGGGGUCCAACGGAUCCCGUCAGCAGCUCAUUACAAGACUUGGAGGCGGGUUGGACAGGCAGCGGCGCAGGUUGCGUCGUUUCAGCAUCAUGUACGCCACAAGGCACUCGUCGAAAUCGGCGCUAAUGACAAGCACCUUUGCUUGACGUUGCAAUGUGCCGGUCCUCAAGAGCCACUUACAGAUGAAUAUUAUCAAGUAAAUUCAGACACA